AUGUACCCUUUCCCUAACUCCGAUGUCGCAGGUAUGCUUGAGGACUUGCUUGAAAAAAAGGUGAUUGAAUUGCCAGAAUGUAAGCACCCUGAGGAGAUGAACCGGGUUAACGACCCUAAGUUUUGCAAGUACCACCAAAUCGUCAACCAUCCAGUAGAGAAGUGUUUCAUGUUGAAUGAGCUAAUUAUGAAUUUAGUUAGGCAAGGAAGGAUUGAGUUGGAUAUUGAUGAAAUCGCAGAUACGAACGUUGCCACAAUUGUGUUUUGA
Molecule: messenger RNA, 267 nt
Organism: Prunus armeniaca (apricot)
Lineage: Eukaryota; Viridiplantae; Streptophyta; Magnoliopsida; Rosales; Rosaceae
Source: the annotation of a GenBank genome assembly